Messenger RNA from Anopheles stephensi (Asian malaria mosquito), 1926 nucleotides. RefSeq lists its product as uncharacterized. The record is from RefSeq and is a predicted model, not a curated record. Gene Ontology annotation, molecular function: DNA binding. NCBI's taxonomy places the organism in Eukaryota, Metazoa, Arthropoda, Insecta, Diptera, Culicidae. The transcript has 2 exons. Gene Ontology annotation, biological process: positive regulation of ligase activity; response to X-ray; double-strand break repair via nonhomologous end joining. Gene Ontology annotation, cellular component: DNA-dependent protein kinase-DNA ligase 4 complex; nucleus; DNA ligase IV complex. Bases 284 to 1327 code for a protein of 347 amino acids.
AACGCUAAAGAAGGGGGCCGCAAACGCAUCGCAGAAGGUGGUGAAGGAGGGCAAAGUUGUUAAACAAGAAAGUUGGAAAAAACAAGUGCGCGUCGUCGCGAGUGUGGUGCACAGUGCAUUUUGUACCGUUGCGUCUUCCAAACGCUGGACACACAGGAAGGGGGCCUGGAACGCAAAGCAAAGCAACAAAAAAAAGAGAAUUCGAAGUCGUAAAAGCCAUCCGCUGCUAACCAAUCGACGACACCUUUACCGUACCAGUGGAUGCAGUACGGUGCAGCAAAUAAUGGAGCUGGAUAACAUUUUCCUAAACAAGCUGCCGAUCGUAGCGGCCACGGGCAGCGAGGGUGGAACGUGGAACCAUUACGCCUUCAUCGAGAGCACCUGGGGCGAGCGGAAGAUUCUGCUGAAGAUAAUCGUGUUCAGCCCGCUGUACAAUACGCCCCUAAGCUUCCUGUCCGAGAUAGACCACGAGGUGCUGCAGCAGACGGCCAUACGGCUGGAGCGUCCGUGGAACGACUUUCUGCACGAAACGAAGCUGGCCCUCUGCACGGAGGGUGGCGCGAACGGGUUCAGUUACGCGGUCGAGGAGAACAAUUUCGUGUGGCGCAAGAUCGUGGGACCAGCGCUAACCGUGGCGUACGGGUCGGUGAUACUGCUCCGCUCCCAGUGUCUGCUGUCGGACGUGCUGUCCAACUCGAUCGGCACCCAGAACCGGUUGCGGAACGAUGUGCAGCUGAAAAACAAGGUGCUGCACGAGCUAAGGGAAGAGCACGAGGAGCUGCUCGAGCUGCAGCGCCAGCAGGAGGAGGACAGUCGGCUGUACGAGAUAGAACUGAUAACCAAGUGUAUCAGCAUACUGAACGAGAAGAAGGAGGUAAUCAACCAUUUGAAGAAAAAGCUCGCCGAGGAUGAGGAUGAAGCGGACGGCGCUGAGCAGGACGAUGAGGAGGAACAGGAGCACCGGGACGACCCGACCGUAGGUCAAUUCGACCGGCGGCUACCCAGGGAGGAGGAGGAGGAUGCCACACGGCCGUCGCCCGGUCUGGUCGGGACUGCGAGCGAUUCCGAACCAUUCUUGGUCGACAGUGACCCACAGGAUGCGGACGAGCAUGGAACGCUCCCGAAGCGGACAAAGUAUCAGCUGACGCAGCGCACUGCAACAACCACCUCGUCAUCGUCGGCAAGCAGCAUGACGUCGACGGUCACCCGGAAACCGACGCUGCAGCACGAGCAAGCCGAUGCCGGAGCUCAUCGGGAUCGGGAGCAGGAUGGCCAGCUGCAGGAUCUCUACAAUAAGGAUACGCAGGAGCUGCUGCAACAGAUGUAGGAACGCGUUGGAGCAUGGAAAGGGAACUGAGGCAUUUUUAAGUAACCGAAACUAGGACGAAUUUUGUGGCUACGUCACUUUUACCUUCCCCGGCUUGAUUAGAUUGUGCGGCGGAAGCGAGCAUAUUUGUGUGUAGUUUGUGUCACCAUUUAUUCCCUGCAAAACCUUUAAAACCCCAAUUUUAUGUGUCGUAAGCGUAAGUAACAAUGCGCGCGCGUGUGUGUGUCAUAGUGCAAUGGAAUGUUUAGCGCGUAAAAAGCAAUAUGUGCCAAUAGUGGGAUGGGAGGUAGUAGGUUUAUACUUUAUAUGUUCGUUCGGAGAUAUCAUGCUUACGAUUCCCUCCCCCUCCCGUUUCCCAAUGCUUUCAACGACCCAACGGCCGGAUUUAGCCGCUAAGAGAUAUGUUUAGUAACUACUGUUUUAUUCCCGCCCGUGGAAGCGCAAAUUCAACUUCAACUUAGAGUGUAGCUAUUUAUUAUUUUAUAUUGCCAUGUUGUGUUAGGAGCAUCGUCAUACAAACACACACCCACACAUCACCCAUCAUGUUUUUUUUUUUGAUAAUAAAAAAGAAGAUAAUCAUCACACGCGGUUAACUGGAA